Molecule: messenger RNA, 733 nt
Organism: Anopheles coustani
Lineage: Eukaryota; Metazoa; Arthropoda; Insecta; Diptera; Culicidae
Product: ATP synthase subunit s, mitochondrial
Exons: 2
Coding region: 103-696 (197 amino acids)
Source: RefSeq, a predicted model, not a curated record
AGUUUGUCAACAUGCCAAAUCCUCGUUAGUUUGGGACAGUUUGACUAGGUGAUGCACCGCGAAACGUUGUUUAUUGCACCCGGUUAAAGCAAAACAAACGAAAUGCUUACCGUACGACCAAUGGUGCGAGUUGCCGCGAAAUUUGAUCCAGUAUCUAUGGCUGGAGCACCACUCAGCCGGCCAUUCUGGGGCUGGGUUAAUAUGAUGUUUAACCGGGUCGACCGCAGCCGGCUGAAGAAGGUAGGCCCGGAUCGGCUCUGUGCGGAAUGGUUGCUGAAAAACGGGGCGAAGGCAAAGUUCGUGAAAGAUCACCGGACGCACGUGCACUUUAAUGCCCUACCACAUGAAACUCUACCGGUGCUGAUGGAGGAGCUCGACGGAACGGACUCGGGCAUCAUGCACAUCGGAUUCGAUCAUCUCGAAGGUUUGACUCGGUUGAGGAAGGUCACGCUGCACAACUGUGUGUACAUCGACGAUCAAGCACUGUAUAAAUUGAAAAAUGUUGCCGGUACUUUGGAGGAGUUGCAAAUCUCGAAGUGUGGUAACGUUACCGAUCAUGGUUUGCUGUGUUUGAAGAAGUUGACCAAACUGCAGCAGCUAAAAACGUUCGAAUUGGGUUAUGUGAAAGAUUUACAACAAGUAGAAAAACAGCUGAAGGAGGCACUUCCUGAGUGCCAGUUCGAUAUGAAACCAUAAUUGUAAUACACGAAAGACAAAAUAAACCGCUAGUCAU